Lepisosteus oculatus (spotted gar) is the source of this 4231-nucleotide messenger RNA. RefSeq names its product RAS p21 protein activator 4 (gene rasa4). Gene Ontology annotation, biological process: regulation of GTPase activity; intracellular signal transduction. Lineage: Eukaryota; Metazoa; Chordata; Actinopteri; Semionotiformes; Lepisosteidae. The record is from RefSeq and is a predicted model, not a curated record.
UUCAAUGUUUCCUCUGGGCAUCAGCCGCAGUGCUAGUGGAAUGAAAAUAAUUUGACACAUUGAGCAGUAUAGUCCCAGCACAGCAAAUCGCUACAGUGCGAGAGUACGGAGAGGACCUGUUUCUGGAAGACAGCAUCCCAUUAGCAAAGCUGUUGUUUCUCUUGUCUUUAUAAAGGGGUGCACUGCAGCCCUGAUAUCGUUCCACAAACCGCACCAGACGCACCAAAAAAGUAGUAUUUCCCCCCAGGUAGUGAUUUUCGGCUGCACGACCAUACCGGAUUAGUACAAAUGGCAAAACGCAGUACUUUAUUUAUCCGAAUUGUGGAAGGGAAGAAUUUACCUGUGAAGGACAUCACUGGGAGCAGUGAUCCCUACUGUGUUGUACGGAUCGAUAAUGAGGCCAUUAUAAGGACGGCAACGAUUUGGAAGACACUCUCUCCGUUUUGGGGCGAGGAAUAUAAUGUGCACCUUCCUCCAUCCUUUCACACAGUGUCCUUCCACGUUCUGGAUGAGGAUUCCCUCAGCCGAGAUGAUGUCAUUGGAAAGGUGUCCAUCACAAAGGAAGCUCUGGCCGCCAAGCCGCAAGGGCUGGACGGCUGGGUGAGUCUGACUGAGAUCGACCCGGAUGAGGAGGUGCAAGGGGAGAUCCACUUGCAAAUUGCAGUGCUGGGGGACCAGGGAGCCCGAAAACUUCACUGUCAGGUCUUCGAGGCCAGAGACCUGGCCAGAAAGGAUCGCAACGGAGCCUCUGACCCCUUUGUAAGAGUUCGUUACAAUGGCAAAACACAUGAGAGCACGGUUGUGAAGAAGUCCUGCUACCCUCGCUGGAACGAGAGCUUCGAGUUUGACCUGGACGAGGCAAGUGCUGACACCCCUCUGAGCGUGGAAGUGUGGGACUGGGAUCUGGUCAGCAAGAAUGACUUCCUGGGCAAGGUGCUGUUCAACAUCAACAGGCUUCAGUCCGCGGAGCAGGUGGAGGGCUGGUUCCGUCUGAGCCCAGACAAACCCAAGCACAGCCAGUACGAAGGGACUCUGGGAUCGCUGAGACUGCAGCUGAGGCUCCGAGAUGAGACUGUCCUGCCCUCCAGCCACUACCAGCCUCUCACCGAGCUGAUGUGCCAGUCUGUGGGCACAAACCUCAAUGGCAACCGGUCAGAUUUGAUCAUGCUCAUUGACGAGACGACCACAGCUGAGGGUCGACAGGAAGUGGCCACCAACCUUGUCAAGCUCUUCCUGGGCCAGGGCUUAGCCCUGGAGUUCUUGGACGUUCUGUUCACCCUGGAGCUGGAGAAGACCAGUGAACCAAACACCUUGUUUCGUAGCAACUCACUGGCUUCCAAGUCUAUGGAGUCUUUUUUAAAGGUGGCGGGGAUGCAGUAUCUGCACAGGGUUCUGGGCCCCACCGUGAACAGGGUCUUUGAGGAGAAAAAGUACGUGGAACUGGACCCCAACAAGGUGGAGCUGAAGGAGGCAGGGUGCACGGGGCUGCACCGUCUCCAGACAGAGGCUGACGUGAUCCAGCAGAGCACCACCCACCUGCAGUCCUACCUGACCGAGCUGCUCCAUGCCAUCAUGCUGUCUGCCAGCCACUGCCCCCCUGCCCUGCGCCACGCCUUCCGCCAGCUGUACCAGCGCGUUCAGGCGCACUUCCCCGAGAAGGAGUACCGGAAAGUGAAGUUCAUCGCGGUGACUAGUUUCCUCUGCCUGCGCUUCUUCUCGCCGGCCAUCAUGUCCCCCAAGCUCUUCCACCUGAGGGAGAAGCACCCCGACGCCCGUACGAGUCGCACGCUGCUGCUGCUGGCCAAGGCUGUUCAGAACAUUGGCAACCUUGACACCCUGGCCUGCCGUUCCAAGGAGCCUUGGAUGGUGCCCCUGCAGCCUGCCAUCCAGCAGGGCAUCUCCCAGCUCAAGGACUUCAUCACCCAGCUGGUCAGCUGUGAAGAAGGGGACGACCCGGACCUGCAGCACAGCCUGAGUCUUCAGAGUAGCUUCAUUCUCAAAGAGGGCUUCCUCUUCCUGCACAAGACCAAAGACAAGAGCAUGCUCAUCGCCUCACCGUUCAAAAAGUACUACGUCAGCCUUGCCAGGGACACCCUGUCCUACACCAGGACGCAAAACUCCAAGCAGAAGAUCUCGUUCAUCACCCUACAGAAGAUCAGGGCUGUGGAGAAGGUGGAAGAGAAGAGCUUUGGCAGCUCCAAUGUCAUGCAGAUCAUCUCCAGUGAGGACAAUGGCCAGCUAGAGACACUCUACCUUAUGUGCAAGAGUGUUAAUGAGCUGAACCAAUGGCUCUCUGCCCUAAGGAAGGCCUGCAUUCACAAUACAGAGACCAUGAGCUCCUAUCACCCUGGAAUUUAUAAGGGAGACAAGUGGAGCUGCUGCCACCAAAAGGACAAAACAGCUGUGGGCUGUGACAAGACCCGACAUGGAGUCACUCUGCAGGAGUGGAAUGACCCUUUAGACCCUGACCUGGAAUCCCAGCUCAUAUUCCGGCACCUGAUGAGUGUCCAGCAGGCCAUGAGAGAAAAGCACCACGAGAGGAUCCAGCAAGAGAAGAGUAAUGAUCAGGGUUCUACAUCAGAACUGGAGAAGCAGGAUGUGGCAACCAGGCUCUUCAAGGUCCUGCAGGACCUGCAGGAAGCCCAUGCAGCCGUGGAGCGUGCAGAGCAAUCCAAAAACAAAAACUUCCUCCUGGAACUACAAACAUAAUGGGUCUAAUCACAGUGGAAAAUGUGAUGGGAUCUCUCCAGACAUUUCAUUUUAAUCUGCCAGAAAGAGCUGCUCACUGUGCACAUACAAAUGGCUCUCACAGGAGCCGAUGACAUUGUCCAUCCUCCCAUCUUCAUUUGGCUUUCAGACCCAAAGGACUGAAGAGGCCAGGGCUUUCAAUUUUAGCUGACAAAGGGCUCCAGCGUGGAAGUCUCGCCUCGAACCACCCCACUCACCUCAUCUCAGCUGAAUGUUAAACACUCCCCAGGACAGAUCGCUGGAACUUCCCAUGGGUGUCAGAUCUGCUGGCAGGUUUCCUCCUCACACCAGGGCAAAUAAAAUGACUGGAGAAGACAACUUUUCUAUGAGAGGGUAACUGGUGCUGCACUGGAAAGAAAAGUGUAUGCUAGAAAGUGUAAGAACACCUCAGUGUUAUAUAUAGAUGAUGAUACAUAUAAUUUUAUAUUUACUGGACUUUAUUGGGUUUCUUUUAAUAUCUAUGACUGACAGUUCUGUGCACGGUGUAAAAGUGGGGCUUUUGCUCAAAUAUUUCUGUCCUUUCCACUGCUCCUAACAGCGAACAAUGUUUUGUACCAGCUUGCCAGCAGUUCCUGUCUGUGAUUAUACUGAGGCUCCUGUUCACAAAGGCACCUAUGUCUGGUCAUGUGGGCAAAAUAUGAAGAAGGAAGGCCAAAGGGAAACUGUCUUGGAUGACAUAAGGUUUAUGCGGUUUUCUCACUUUAUAGAAGUACGUAAACACAGGUGGCAAGGGGAUGCUUUGCAAAAGCUUUUUACAAUUUUUAGGAAAAUGCUGAACAAACUUUUGAAAUAACUUAAAUCAUGUCGAAAUCAUUUAUAGACAAUCUCGAUUACAAUCACAACAAGAAGGGAGGGUUGAGCACAAAAUGGAAUUGGUCCUUACAGUUCCUUUCCUAGCCCUUAUGACUCAGUCUUUUCAGCCGGCCAGACUUCAUCUGUUCUGUUACUGGGCUACUGUUGUAGUGACUCCUGGCCAUUUUAGAAGCGUGUAGGAAUCUUUUCACUCAGUGCUGAAUGAGUGGUAUGCAUAGUAUAUGGAAUGAUGUGUCCAACAUCACAAAUCAGCUUAUUCCAGGUGAUGGUCAUGGCAGCUUGGAACCUUUCCCAAUAUCACAGGGCACAAGGCAGGACAUCCUGGAUGGCAAGCCAGUCUACCAUACGAGAUUCAGAUGGGAACAAUUGAACGGGGCAGCAUAAUAGAGCAUAACAUCAUAAACAUUUCAGCAAACUGGCACACAAAUAUCCCAUGAAAUCAGUCAGCUAUACCUUUGUACUGUGCUGUUUUUUCCAGCCAUUUUACAUGGUUGGUUUGUGUUUAGUAGGUGUGAGGAAACCAGAGCACCCAGAAACACACCAAGCAAACGCAGAGGGAACAUGCAAACUCCAUAUAGAAGCUACUCACACACAGCAGCUGAUGUGUGGGGAGCGUUCUGGCGCACUAUGGCUGCCGUCGCAUCAUCCAGGUGGGGCUGCACACUGGUGA